AUGACCUACUUUGCAGGGAUUUCCAGGCAGGAGCUUGGGAGCAAGCUGGAUCCCACUUUUCCGCAGGAUAUUAAUGGGACAGGACAAUGCUUGGAUAUAUCGAAAUCCCUGGAAAAGUAUUACCUUUCCACCAUGUACUCUCUUGAAUUCAUAUUUGGCAUCACCGGCAACAGCGUGGUUGUUUUCGGCUACAUAUUCUGCCUCAAAAACUGGAGAAGUGGCAACAUUUACCUAUUCAGCCUAACUCUGUCAGAUUUUGCAUUCCUUUGCACCCUUCCAUUGCUGGUGUCAAGUUACUCUAGCGGAACGUGGUCCUACAAGAUCAUCUGGUGUCAAGUCAACAGGAUCCUUCUACAUGCCAAUUUAUACACAAGCAUCCUUUUCCUUUCCUUUAUCAGCAUUGAUAGAUACCUACUCAUGAAAUAUCCUUUCAGAAAUCAUUUUCUGCAGAAAAGGAAAGUGGCUGUUGGUUUCUCCAUUGCCAUAUGGGUCUUGGUUUCACUGGAAUUGCUCCCCAUGUUAAUCUUCAUAAAAUUACAGAAUGUCAACAGCACUAGCAAAUGUAUGGACUAUGCAAGUUCAGGAGAUGCAGUCCAAAGCCUGAUCUAUAGUGUGAUCUUGACAAUUGUUGGUUUCAUAAUUCCUUUGUGCAUCAUGUGCUUUUUUUACAUCAAGACACUCAACUUCCUUAAAAGCCGCAGCUCACAGCUCACUGCAGCCUUGACUCUUGAGAAACCUCUCACAUUAGUCAUCAUGGCUGUGAGUAUCUUUUCACUGCUGUUUAGCCCCUAUCACAUCAUGCGCAAUGUUAGAAUUGCUUCUCGAACAAAAUUAUGGGAGCUUUCCCAGUGUACAAGAAACAUAAUCCACAUUGUUUAUAUUGUAACAAGGCCUGUUGCUUUUUUGAACAGCGUAAUUAACCCCAUCUUUUAUUUCUUCAUGGGAGAUCACUUCAGGGACAUGCUGAUAAGCAAAGUAAGACACAUCUUUACAGGACCUACACCUUGUUGCAAAUGA
Molecule: messenger RNA, 1017 nt
Organism: Euleptes europaea (tarantolino)
Lineage: Eukaryota; Metazoa; Chordata; Lepidosauria; Squamata; Sphaerodactylidae
Gene: SUCNR1
Product: succinate receptor 1
Exons: 2
Coding region: 1-1017 (338 amino acids)
Biological process (GO): G protein-coupled receptor signaling pathway
Cellular component (GO): plasma membrane
Molecular function (GO): G protein-coupled receptor activity
Source: RefSeq, a predicted model, not a curated record